Molecule: messenger RNA, 854 nt
Organism: Micropterus dolomieu (smallmouth bass)
Lineage: Eukaryota; Metazoa; Chordata; Actinopteri; Centrarchiformes; Centrarchidae
Product: stress-associated endoplasmic reticulum protein 1
Exons: 3
Coding region: 129-326 (65 amino acids)
Biological process (GO): endoplasmic reticulum unfolded protein response
Cellular component (GO): endoplasmic reticulum
Source: RefSeq, a predicted model, not a curated record
AAGAGAGAGGAGCUCCCAGUCGGUCCGCCACCGGAGGAAACAACAGCGGGAGGAGAAGAAGAAGAAAGAAAGAAAAGCCUGAUAAACAAACCGCAGCUGAAUAAAAACGCCAACAAGAAGAAGACAAGAUGGUGGCGAAGCAGAGGAUCCGGAUGGCGAACGAGAAGCACAGCAAGAACAUCACGCAGCGAGGAAACGUGGCCAAGUCAACGAGGAACAUGGUGGAGGAUAAAGGUGUGGGUCCCUGGCUGCUCGCCCUCUUCGUCUUCGUCGUCUGUGGAUCAGCCAUCUUCCAGAUCAUCCAGAGCAUCCGGAUGGGCAUGUAGUGAUGUCACCUGCAGAGGGCGGGGCUUCGACAGCAGCCGCCAUGUUCCCGCCUGGACCGCCGAAACAUUCCUGAACUCUGCCCGCCUCCCCCUCCCCUCCCCUCCCCCACGCCGACCUUCCCACAGUGUUCCUGUAAACAAGCCAUACAUGUGCCUUUCUCUGUUUACCUACUCUUUGGCCCCGCCCCCUCUGAUUACACCUUAUCAGUACAAGCGGCGGGGGGAGGGGGGGGGGGGUCAUAGUCCAACCUGCUCCUGUAAACUGAACCAGAAUCUGUUUAAUUCCAGACCAGAACCCGGUGUGAGGUUUCUACUUUUCUAAUUUUCCACAUUCCAGCUGAGUCUGAUCUGAUGUCUCCUCCUCCUCCUCCUCCUCCUCCUCCUCCUCCUCCUCCUCCUCCUCAGUGGAAAUGAGAUGAAGGUCUUUUGAAUCAGAAGGUUUGGAGGUGCUGACAGGUGUGUCUGCACUGUGUGCAACAACACCUGAACAAUCUUGCUCACUUAAUAAAGUUUCAUUUUGAAGACGGA